Dermacentor silvarum is the source of this 2478-nucleotide messenger RNA. RefSeq lists its product as uncharacterized. The transcript is spliced from 3 exons. The record is from RefSeq and is a predicted model, not a curated record. Lineage: Eukaryota; Metazoa; Arthropoda; Arachnida; Ixodida; Ixodidae. Bases 737 to 1258 code for a protein of 173 amino acids.
GUGGCAUCCGACGGCGUUUAGUCAUGCCGGUCAGUUUACCCAUUUCUCACUUUUACUCUAAAGGCGGCAAACGCGUAUACGGAGCACACCAGAUGUCACUAUACAUUUGCUUUCACAAUAAGGAAAUACAGGAGAAGAAUCCACGACACAUACACAGGCGUCAGAGGCUGUACUCGAUGCUCACUCGACCACGCUCCGACACAGGCAUAAGUGCUGCGUGGUUGAAGGCAUUUAUAGCUUUUACUCAUGUGCCAGAUUACUGCGAAACAGAAUGCAGCGUUUUCCAAGAAACACUCCAGCUCAGAACAAGCAAAGAACAAAUGCAAUACUCAGCUCAUUACGCCACUGCCGCCGCGUUGAGAAAUCAGUUAACUUACGCCCGGCAGCUAAACUGUCAACGAAAGAGCCAGCGCUUCCUGGUACCGUAGCCAGGGCUUUACUUCGGAGGACGUUUUCAGCUUGCUCGUGUUUCUCUUGCAUCGAAGGGCGGUCUCUUACGCGUUAUUAAAACGUCUGGCAGUGUUCCGGCGACAAAAAAAAAUUUAAAAAAAAACCUUGCACACUCUUUCUCGCAGCUUAGGCUGAGACACGGGAGGCCGCCUGCCCUCCGAGUCGACGCCAAGGCUGAGACCGCGAGACGCGCCCCGGCUGACAGGAAAUCUGCCUUGAGAAAGGGAAGAAGGCCAGUGGCGUCCGACUGCUUUUGAGCCGCUUGAUCCUUGGCACUACCACCACCAUGGCGGAAACCAAGGACGCCAGGUCGCCGUCGCCGCAAUAUGACGGUCUCAGCAGCAUGGACCAUCUGCUCCCGGACAAGCCGUACAGGCCACGCAACGUACCUUGGACGACAAGAAUCUACCGGCUGAUCGGCUCUCCCAACACUGCCGGCAAAGAGGAAUUGAUCGUCGUCGGCCUCCUGGCCUUCAUGCUACUGGCUGGCGUCGUCGUCGGUACGGCAAUGCUGCCGCGAGAUUCAGAGCACGGACGAAUGGCGGCGAUGAAGAUCAAGUACAGCAUCCCCAGCAGUUACGCAAUGCCGACGACUACCACCACGACCACGACUGCCACCACCAGACAGACCACGGCACGACACCACACGCCACGAAAUGAGGAAGGGGCAGCAGAGAGAGCCGAAGAAGACAAUGAGACAGACGACGCAAAAGAGGCAGACGACGCAGAAGAGGCAGUCGACGCAGAUGAGACGACGAUUCCUACAGUGGAAGAGCAAAACGAAAGCGACUCGAAGAAAGAAGCAUAAGAAGUAUAAAGCCGAAAACUACUAACAAGUCCGCGCGGUCACCAAAGCGACAUGUGAAGGCACCAGUUUAGCGCAUGCAGAUUACACUGAAUUUGUCGUGUUCGUGCACAAGUUCGACGGGGAUAAAACCUGCAGUGCUUUUAGUUUGAUUCAUUUCGCUGCAGUUUCUCAUAAACAUUAGUCCCUGUUACGCUCUGCAGCAAAACAAAGGGUUUCAAACCAUGGGAUAAUGCCAUGUCACGUCACUCGAAAUAACGUCGCCAGGCUUAGCCGCUCAGUUUAUAUAACUGAGUUUCAUGCAAGUCCAAAGGUUUUACGUCUGACAGAGCAAACACCGCAGCCGAGCUGCGAAAGUUCGGUAGCAUCAACAGCGCCUGGCAGUCGUAAUUUCCGGUAAAUUACUUCCACCUACUACAACGCAGUCCCUUUAUGCACAGUGUCUCCGGCAUUUCAUUAAAGCAUGUUUCUUUCUCUCUAUAUAUAUCACAGCGUCGAUCGCCAAGGCGAGGGGCUUCGCGGUGACGGGCACGACUCGCGCGCGCUGCAGCUGACUCUUGCAGGCCAAGAGAUGACAAAGGAUGAGUAGGAAGGCAGGGAGAUUAACCAGGGAUAUACCCUGAAAAGGAGGAGGAGUGAGGGAUGAGCAAGAGGCACGGCACCGCGAAAUGUGAAAUAUAUGUCAGGCAGCGGCUGGAACAACGUCCUCCUAAAUAGCAUUCAUAGUGCAUCACUGUUCACUUCUGAAACGAACUCCUAUCGUGUGCAUGAUGCAAGAACUUGUCAUCAGCCGGACUGCGGCGUAGGCGAAAGGCCAAGUAGGCAUGCAGCCCUACGCAUAUACACCGAGGACACGUCCCGACGCCACUGACCUUGCGCAUGCACCCGCUUUAGCCAUCCACCCAUUCCCUCACGUACGAGAGCCAGCAGCACAGCGUAGGGUCCGGCAGUUCUCCCUCGGGUGCCGUGCCCCGUCGGAGGAGGCUCGCUCCAUCAGCCGCCUAUCAGGCUUCGGCAGCCGGUCAAGCGCGAAGGAAGUAAGGCUCCAGUGGAAGCCGGGACUACUGCAUCGCGCGGCGAAGAUGCGACCAGCGUGGGCAACAAUGAAUUACCCACGCGCAGUGGCCUCUCGCGAUGGCCCGACAAGGCGUUGCACAAUGUAGCCGGCCAGGGUCCGGAAAACGGAAAAGAAGCGAAACCCUCGAGCUACUCCUACACUGUUA